Molecule: messenger RNA, 456 nt
Organism: Ipomoea nil (Japanese morning glory)
Lineage: Eukaryota; Viridiplantae; Streptophyta; Magnoliopsida; Solanales; Convolvulaceae
Exons: 1
Coding region: 1-456 (151 amino acids)
Source: RefSeq, a predicted model, not a curated record
AUGUCAUCACCUCCUCCUAAUUGGGAUCUUAAUUGGGAUCCUAUGGAUGGUGAUAGUAGUGAUGAUAGUACUGAUGAAUCAAUUGCAGAAAUUGAUGAACUUGAAGAAGAAAUUAUGAAACACAUGUUGCGGUUGACAAAGCUAGUUCAACAACAUCAAAGUUCUUCCAACCCGAGAAAUAAAAGACGAUACUACAAUAGGGACCAUGCGGCAGGCCACGAUCGUUUAGCCGCUGAUAACUUUUCCGAUGAUCCAGUGUUCCCUGACGACAUCUUCCGCCGACGUUUUCGAAUUAGGAAAGAAUUAUUUUUACGCAUAGUCAAUGCAUUGCAAAGUCGUUAUGAAUAUUUUCAACAAAGGGAAAACACUGCUAAAAUGACCAGUUUAUCAACGCUACAGAAAUGCACCGGCCAUUCGACAAUUGGCAUAUGCUACACCGGCGGACACAAUGGAUGA